UCUUGGGCACUGCUAGCUCUUAUCCCCUUACUGCUCUGGUGAUUGUCUGGACCCCCCCUUUCGGGAAACCAUGGCCGAGCAGGCCUCGGGAUCCUCUCCGUCGUCCCAACAUGACGAGGUGCUCCAGCAGCGAGUGGCGGCUCUGGAGCAGGAGCGGGCCGAGUUCAUCAAACUCAAGCAGCAGCUGGAGGCCGAGUUCAACCAGAAGAGAGCCAAGUUUAAAGAGCUCUACCUGUCCAAGGAAGAGGAGCUAAAGAGGCAGACGGCAGCGCUGGAGGGCGCCCAGACCGAGCUGAGCUCCAUCCAGGCCCAGCUGUCUCAGGCCCGGGCCGAGAUAGAGACCAUCAAAGCCGUGGCCACCGUGUCGGAAAACACCAAGCAGGAAGCCAUCGAUCAGGUCCGCAGCCAGUGGCAGGAGGAGGUGGCUUCGCUGCAGGCCAUCAUGAAAGACACAGUUUGUGAGUAUGAGGUCCAGUUCCACCAGCGUCUGGAGCAGGAGCGAGCCCAGUGGAACCAGUAUCGCGAGGCAGUGGAGAGGGAACUGGGAGAGCUGAGACGCCGCCUCACCGAAGGCCAGGAGGAGGAGAACCUGGAGGACGAAAUGAAAAAAGCGCAGGAGGAUGCGGAGAAGCUGCGUUCAGUGGUGAUGCCCAUGGAGAAGGAGAUCGCAGCCCUAAAAGCCAAACUGACAACAGCUGAGGACCGCGUGAAGGAACUGGAGGCCUCUAAGGUCAAGGAGCUCAAUCAUGUUCUUGAGGCGGAGAAGUCGUGUCGCACCGACCUGGAGAUGUACGUGGCCGUGUUGAACACUCAGAAGUCUGUCCUGCAGGAAGACGCAGAGAAGCUACGGAAAGAGCUUCAUGAAGUCUGUCACAAGCUGGAGUUGGAGCGGCAGCAGCACAAUCAGCUCAAACACACAUGGCAGAGAGCCAACGAUCAGUUCCUGGAGUCUCAGCGUCUCCUCAUGAGGGACAUGCAGAGGAUAGAGAGCGUGCUGUCCUCUGAGCAGCUCCGCCAGGUGGAGGAGAUGAAGAAGAAAGACCAGGAGGAGGAUGAAAAAGAGCGGCUGAGCCAAGUGAAGGAGCUGCACGAGGAGGACGGAGGAGACAACACGGAGCCUUUGGAGGACUUAUUCCUGGGGCUGAGCGUCGAGGAGCCGCAUGCCAACCACAGCGCCCAUGGCUCUAUGCACUCUUUAGACACUGAUGUGGUUGCGGGGGGCCCCAUGGACCCCUACAAGGAAAACCUGCGGAGAGUCCAGUCGACAGACAGCCUUGGAUCCUCGCUGUCUACUCAGCAGGGCCUCGGCGGCCAAAACCACAAAGCCAAGUCAGCCAGCCACUUGGACGAAUCGGACUUUGGGCCCUUAGUGGGGGCCGACUGUGGGGCCACAGACAGUAGUUUCGGUGAGACCUCGUCCAUCAGCUCUAUAAAGCUGACGGCGAGCCACUUCCUGCUGACUAAAGAUCAGGAGAAGGCCAUUAAAGCCAUGACACCUGAGCAGGAGGAGACGGCGUCGCUGCUGUCCAGCAUCUCUCACGCGCCCGACACCGCAUACUUACCGCCUGUAGGCUACCGACUCGUCAGUGACAGCGAGUGGAACCUGCUGCAGCAAGAGGUGAAGAAUGCUGGCAGGAAGCUCGGCCGACGUUGCGAUAUGUGCUCCAACUACGAGAAGCAGCUGCAGGCCAUCCAAGGACAAGAGGCUGAGACACGAGACCAGGUGAAGAAGCUGCAGGUGAUGCUUCGUCAGGCCAACGAUCAGCUGGAGAGGACGAUGACUGAGAAACAGAGUUUGGAAGAUUCAGUCAAAGCAGGCAAUGAGGAAACUGCUGCUAAGGUGUCAGCCCUCGUGCAGAGAGUCCAGGAGUCAGAAACGCUGCUCAGCACACUACAACAGGCCUUCAGUGAAGCCAAGAGGAACACACAGGAGCAGAUGGUGGUACUGGUGCAGUCGAGGGAGCAGGUGGCAGACGAACUAAGCCGACUACAGAGAGACAACGACAGCCUACAGGGAAAACACAGGCUGUAUGUAGAGCUGCAGCAACAAGAAGACUUCCAGAUGCCCAACACUGUGCAAGAACUACAAGGCAUGGUGGUGCUGCUUCGCGAGGACAUGGUGUCGGUACGGACGGCGGCUGAUCACAUGGAGGAGAAGCUGAAAGCGGAGAUCCUGUUUCUGAAGGAGCACAUCCAGGCAGAGCAGUGUCUGAAGGAGAACCUGGAGGACACGCUGCAGCUGGAGAUCGAGGGUUGUAAGGAGGAGAUAGCGUCGUUCUCCAGUUUGAAGACGGAGCUGGAGCGAAUAAAAGCUGAGAAGGAGCAGCUGCAGAGAACUCUAGCAGAGAAGACUGAGACACUGGAAAGCAUCCAAGCCCUGAGGAUCAACCUGGAGCAGCAGCUUAAAGAGCUCACCACGGCAAAGAGUGCACUAGAGGGUCAGGUGUUCGAGGAGAAAGACAAAUCCCAGCGGCUGCAGACGGAGCUGGAUGUCAGCGAACAGGUUCAGAAGGACUUCGUCAAACUUUCUCAGACUCUUCAGGUACAGCUGGAGCGAAUACGACAGGCGGACUCCUUGGAUCGAAUCAAAGUAAUCCUCAAUGACACCAACUUGACUGACAUCAACCAGCUUCCAGAGACAUGAUGAUGCCACUUGAAUGAAAACUGCCUUCACAGUUUCAUCCCACCCUCCCCCUUCCACCCCCUCCCCCCUCCUCCCUCUUUUCUCUAUCACUGGCCCGAUAACGUUAUUGACCCUAACCCCCCAAGCCCCUCCUCCUCCCCAUAACCACUGUGGAAGAAGUUUGGAGGGACAAGGACAGAAAUGGCCUUUUUUUGUGUACAUUUUAAGAGUCUUUGAACACACCGUGGAUAGAAUAAUGAAGAAGAACACUACUAAAAAAAAAAAAAAAGAAAGAAAAAAAGAAAUUGUAAAUAACUAAAUGUCUGUCUAUGGACGGAGGGAACGGAAGUCCACCUUCCUGUGGGUCUGUUUAUGUCUUGUUUCUACUGUAGAUAUGACUGUCUGUAUUAGCUCAACCAAAAAAAAAAAAAGGUUUGUCAUCUUCUUUAAAGCACUUUCCAUCUGAAACAGGUAAACAGACAACAAUUUGGAUGCAUAGUUUUUUUCUCCUUCUGUUCCCAAAGUGGUUGAUAAUCGCUUCCUCGUUCCACUCCCAUGUUCUUUCCGUGUGUUUUGUGGAGUUUUUUCCUGUUUUGUUUUUUUUCUCUCCCACCCUCUCUGGCUAUUUUUUUUCUGUGACAUUUUCCACCUUGUUCGAGUCAUUUCACCCACGUUUCCACAUAUGACAAAGUCACGAUGAAGGAAAAUUCAUGGAAAAUACUUGCACAUAACUUACUGGGAUAUAAAAAAAAAGAAAAAGAAAAAAGGAACAUAACACAAUGCAAGCAAUACCCUCCAUUUCUUUAAAUAUCCUCCACUUUUUUUCUGGCUUUCUGGUUCUCGCUCUUAACGUCUUGACAGAGGCUUUUUUUUUUU
Scomber japonicus (chub mackerel) is the source of this 3499-nucleotide messenger RNA. RefSeq names its product rabaptin, RAB GTPase binding effector protein 1 (gene rabep1). NCBI's taxonomy places the organism in Eukaryota, Metazoa, Chordata, Actinopteri, Scombriformes, Scombridae. The transcript is spliced from 18 exons. The coding region runs from base 71 to 2644 and encodes 857 amino acids. Gene Ontology annotation, biological process: endocytosis. Gene Ontology annotation, cellular component: intracellular membrane-bounded organelle. The record is from RefSeq and is a predicted model, not a curated record. Gene Ontology annotation, molecular function: growth factor activity; GTPase activator activity.